This is a messenger RNA of Rotaria sp. Silwood1, 354 nucleotides long. The record is from the annotation of a GenBank genome assembly. Lineage: Eukaryota; Metazoa; Rotifera; Eurotatoria; Philodinida; Philodinidae.
AUGCAUGCAUGCUCAGCGAUAAUUGAACAUAGUCUUCAUUCAAUUCAACAAACAUUACAUUAUCUUAUCUUGUAUGGUUCUAGUCAAAAUAAUUCUAAUAAUUCUAUAUAUAUAAAUAAUGAUCAACUUUUAUCAUUAAAUACAAUACAAUUAUUUAUUUCAUAUAUUCAUACAUACUUACAAACAAAUGAAAAAGAAUUUUUAUCAAAUAUUGAUCUUACUCAAGGCAUGCAACCUAUAUGGCAUCCAUUACUUGAAUAUCGUCAACCAAAUAUACGUAUACUUAGUUCAUUUGUUAAACCAAUUACACUAUCAUAUGCAUCACCAAAUGAAAAUGAAGAAUAUAUAUAUUAA